AUGCGGGCGUUCUUCCGACUGCGGUCACCACGAUGCCAUGGACAACGCUCAUACCUACAAGCACGCCGCAGCCUCCUGACCCUUGCCAAGUUGAAGGGCCCCUCAGAGCCCCCACUGCUCGAGGAGACAGUCGGCGAGAACUUCUCCCGCAUCGUGUCCGCCCACGGUGAUCGCAACGCGGUGAUUUCGAGACACCAGAAUAAACGGUUGACGUACCACCAGCUUGACCUCGACAGCAAUGUGGUGGCGCGAGGACUACAAAGUCUGGGAGUCAAGAAGGGAGACAGAGUCUGUGUAUCGCUGGGAAACAACCUGGAAUUCGCGACCAUCACAUAUGCCUUGUUCAAGCUCGGAGCCAUCUUGGUGCCCUUGAACCCAGCGUUUACGGCGACUCAGAUCAUCUCGGCAUUCAACCACCUCUCCGCUUCGCAUCUUGUCAUUGGGACCGAGACAAAUUUACCAUACAAGCCACCCCGGCCCAAUGUGUCGCUGCUCGAGGCCAUCGUGCCUGAUCUAAGAGGCUCAACACUGGCUUCGGAAACAGUCCCCUCGCUCAAGAAGAUCAUCUUGGUGAACAACUCUGCAGGACGCAUCGAUCCGACUCCUUUCCGCGCAACGACACCAUGGGAGUCCAUAUCCCAGGAUUCCGACAGCAGUCCUCCGACGCCUUCUGCUCCCUUGUCAAACCAUGAGGUGGUCAACAUCCAGUUCACCUCGGGAACGACCUCGAUGCCUAAGGCUGCGUGUCUGUCGCAUCGAUCCAUUCUGAACAACGGCAAUCAGAUAGGUGACAGGAUGCUCCUGACGCCGCAGGAUGUCGUGUGCUGCCCGCCACCUCUAUUCCAUUGCUUUGGGUGCAUUCUAGGGUACAUGGCAACUGCAACGCAUGGCUCAGCGAUUGUCUUCCCGGCCGAGGCCUUCGACCCGUUAGCCUCGCUCAAGGCCGUGCAGGAGGAAAAGGCUACAGCCCUUUACGGCGUCCCGACCAUGUUUCUCGCGGAGCUCGAGCUGAUCAACGACGAAAAGGUCGCGUACGAAGGCUUCCAGUACCUGCGCACGGGGAUCGCAGCAGGAUCCUCCGUCCCAGCUGAACUGAUGCGGAAGCUGCACAAGACGUUGAAUCUGACGGAACUGACCAUCUGCUACGGCAUGACCGAGACAUCGCCCGUCUCCGCAAUGACCACCACCGACGACCCGAUCGAGAAACGGAUCAACACGGUAGGCCGCCUCCUCCCGCACGUCGAAGCCAAAGUCGUUGACCCAUUCGACCACAACCGGAUCCUCAAAGUGGGGGAACGCGGUGAACUGGCUGUUCAUGGGUAUCUGGUCAUGAAAGAAUACUGGGGCCAGCCUGACAAGACCGCCGAGGCAAUGAAGACCGACGAAGAGGGCAAAGUCUGGAUGCACACGGGCGAUGAGGCAUCAAUCGACGAAGAAGGCUACGUGAGCAUCACGGGCCGCAUCAAAGAUUUGAUCAUCCGGGGUGGCGAGAAUAUUCACCCAUUGGAGAUUGAGAACUGUCUGUUCGCCCAUGACAAGAUCGCCGAAGUCAGUGUGGUAGGUUUACCCGACGAGCGGUAUGGAGAAGUGGUGGCAGCCUUUGUGGUCAAGAGACAUCAUCUGCCACCAGGCGAAAAGGAUAUCACGCCCGAGGAGGUGAGGAAUUGGGUGAAGGAGCGGAUGAGCCAUUACUUGGUGCCAAAGUAUGUGUUCUUUGUGCAGGAUUAUCCCAAGACGGCCAGUGGGAAGAUCCGUAAGUACUGA
This is a messenger RNA of Cladophialophora carrionii CBS 160.54, 1764 nucleotides long. RefSeq lists its product as uncharacterized. The record is from RefSeq and is a predicted model, not a curated record. The coding region runs from base 1 to 1764 and encodes 587 amino acids. Gene Ontology annotation, biological process: fatty acid metabolic process. Gene Ontology annotation, molecular function: medium-chain fatty acid-CoA ligase activity. Lineage: Eukaryota; Fungi; Ascomycota; Eurotiomycetes; Chaetothyriales; Herpotrichiellaceae. The transcript has a single exon.